This is a messenger RNA of Adineta ricciae, 549 nucleotides long. The record is from the annotation of a GenBank genome assembly. NCBI's taxonomy places the organism in Eukaryota, Metazoa, Rotifera, Eurotatoria, Adinetida, Adinetidae.
AUGGAUGCUACUUCUUCGCCACCAUCACUCGGACAAAAUAAAUCUGGAAUCGUACAAGUACAAACCAUUAGUGAAACGAACGAAGAUGAAGAAAAACGACGAAAACAAUUAAAAUACCGUGCUAUGUUCGACUAUUCUUUAUCUACAUCAUCUUGUCCAUUAGAGUCGAAUUGGUCCUCGAAUGAACAACUAAAUAAAAGGAAAAAACUUAUAAAACAUCCAAUGUACAUCGAUUUGAACAGUAGUCAGCCUAUGACUUAUAAUUAUAUUCAUUUUACGAACCAAGCUUCAUUUUUAUCGAUGCCUUCAAUGAAACGUGCUCGUCUCAAUGUAGACGUGCCUGCAAACUGUUCAACAAUGUUUCGAAAUGUAAUCGAAUCGUUAUUUAUUACUUAUGCUGAAACAUCGCUCAAUACAAUCGGCAACGUUCUAAAUGAAGAACAACAACGAAAUCGUUAUUAUCCAUUAGAUAAUCCUUGGCUAAUUCGGGGCAAUGAGUGGUAUCAAGAAUUGGUGCGUCGACCACAGCCCAAAAUCAAUCAUAUUUAA